UUCUUCCUCCUAUUCACCGUCAGGUUAGAUGUAAAGUUGACAGUCGAGCCGCAGGAGAAAGGGGAGUCUCCGUCCGGAGGGGAGAAGAGGAGGAUGAGGAGGCAUCGCGUCUCGGUCCUUGUUGGCAUCUGAUUAAGCGAAGGCCACUGUUCUACUUUGCUGCUGUAAGGUAGAGCAGCCCCGCUCUGCCUGGGAAGCAGUGAUAGACGAACGGAUAGACUGCCCUGUGAAGUGUUCUCCUUUUAAUGGAUGCCAGGGUGGCCCUGCUGCACUUAUGGACAGCCCUUGUCCUCCUGACAGCUGAACUGAAGUGGAUGGACACUGCAGAGGUCUACACCAACGCCUGGGCUGUCCAGAUCAAUGGAGGGCCAGAGGAGGCUGACCGCAUCGCCAGGGAACACGGUUUCAUCAACCUUGGCAAUGUUUUUGGAGAUUAUUAUCACUUCAGACAUCAUGCCGUGGAGAAGCGAGCUUUGUCUGGCCACAGGGGGAUGCACAUCAGACUGCAAAAAGAACCACAGGUCCUGUGGACUGAGCAGCAAGUGGUGAGAAAAAGGAAGAAAAGAGAUGUGUACGAAGAACCAACAGACCCUGAUUUCCCCAAGCAGUGGUAUCUGUCCACCCCGACACAUCAAGACCUGAAUACCAAAGUAGCCUGGGCUCAAGGCUACACAGGAAGAGGUGUCGUGGUGACUAUCCUUGACGAUGGCAUUGAGAAGGACCAUCCUGAUCUCAUCAGCAAUUAUGACCCUGAGGCCAGCUAUGAUGUUAAUGAUGGAGAUGCUGACCCGCAACCAAGAUACACGCAGCGAAACGAGAACAGACAUGGAACUCGAUGUGCUGGAGAAGUUGCAGCUGCAGCCAACAACGGCGUGUGUGGUGUUGGCGUGGCCUAUAAUGCUAAAAUUGGAGGAGUUCGUAUGUUGGAUGGAGAGGUGACAGACAUGGUGGAGGCCCAUUCCCUUAGCCUCAACCCUCAGCACAUUCACAUUUACAGUGCCAGCUGGGGCCCAGAAGAUGAUGGCAAGUCACUGGAUGGCCCUGCCAAGCUGGCUAAAGAGGCUUUCCUCCAAGGAAUCACCAAGGGACGCAGCGGACUGGGCUCCAUCUUCGUGUGGGCCUCGGGUAAUGGUGGCCGGGAGCAGGACAGCUGUAACUGUGACGGCUACACCAACAGCAUUUACACCUUGUCCAUCAGCAGCACCACGCAGUCCGGCAGCGUGCCGUGGUACAGCGAACCUUGCUCUUCCACCCUCGCUUCCACCUUCAGCUCUGGAAACCUGGGGGAGAAACAGAUAGUGACCACAGACCUGAGGCAAAAAUGCACAGAUUCUCACACAGGGACGUCUGCUUCGGCCCCACUGGCUGCUGGGAUCAUCGCUCUGGCUCUGGAGGCCAAUAUGAACUUGACCUGGAGGGACAUGCAGCACCUGGUGGUGAGGACAUCCCGGCCCGGACACCUCAGCGCCGGGGACUGGAAGACAAACGGAGUGGGACGCAGAGUGAGUCAUUCGUACGGUUAUGGGCUCCUGGAUGCCGGCACUAUGGUGGCUUUGGCACAGAACUGGACAACAGUGGGGCCACAGCAUCAGUGUGUUCACAACAUGCUUACAAAUCCAAGAGACAUUGGGAACAAGCUGGUGUUCAGCAAGAGCGUGGAUGCCUGCUGGGGGCGACCGGAGUAUGUCAGCUCUCUGGAACACGUUCAGGCUCGGCUCACUCUCUCCUACAACCAGAGAGGAAAAUUGGCCAUUCAUCUCAUCAGCCCACUGGGCACACGCUCCACCCUGCUGUUCCCCAGGCCCAAUGACUUGUCCUCAGAGGGAUUCAACGACUGGGCCUUUAUGACCACCCACUCAUGGGACGAGGAUCCUCAAGGGGAAUGGACCCUGGAAAUAGAAAACGUGGCAGCUAAUGGACACGACUAUGGUGUGUUAAGUCAGUUCACCCUCAUCCUGUGGGGCACCGGACCCAGCGUCGUCAACCCAUCAUCAUCUGAUUUCCCUCGGCCGUCCAACAACAGCUGCAAGACCUUCGAUGCACAGCAGAUCUGUAUCGAGUGUAGCCCCGGCUUCUCCCUCUUCCUCCAGGGUUGUGUGAAGUUGUGUCCGCCUAGCUUCACUUCGGGGCCGCAGCUCCUCAAUCUCUCCCUGGAGAACUGGGUGGACUUGUCCUCGGUCCAAGCCUGCCUGCCCUGCCACCCCGCCUGCCUCACCUGCUCUGGCACUGGACCUACAGACUGCCUGUCCUGCCCGCCUCACAGCCACCUGGUGCUCACCUCCUGCCUGCACCAAAACCAGGUCCAGCGCAAUUCCCCUCAAGCUGGGAGACUCAAAGGCGACGGAGCCCAGCCAGACGGGGAGAUCCCAGCUGCAGUAGAGGACAACAGUGGGGAAGGUGAGGAACCCCCGGGGCUCAGCGUAGCUCCGUCCACCCAGCUGCCUGCCGUCAUGGCCGUGCUCAGCUGUGCCUUCAUCCUGGCUGCCUUCGCCGGGGUCUUCCUCUUGCUGCAGAUGCGCUCAACUGGCACUUCUUUGGGCUGGAGGACCAAACUGCCCUCUGUGCAUUCAGAGACGAGGGGGGUGAGGUUGGGCUUUGGUUUUGGCUUCGGCCAAGGACAGGAGAAGAAGACACGGAUAUGCUACAAGGGGAUCCCCACUGUGUGGGGGGAUGAGGACAUGAUCGCCUACGAGUCUGAAUCAGACAGCGAGGAGGUGGAUGGUCACAGUGAGAGGACAGCUUUUAUCAAGACGCAGAGCUCGAUCUAGCUGAACCUGCACCUGCUGCUGUGGUGUCUGACGCCACGGUAUCCUGGGUGUCGUCAGAAUUUAGACCUGAUCGUAUGGAGGUUCAGACAAAAACAGAACACUGGCCUUACUGUCCCAUCAGCACCCCAUCCAAAUGCAUUAAAGAGUCAGUCAUUUGUUUUUCCUGUCUUUAUUUAAAUUUCUUAUUUCAUUAAUAUUUUGUUGUCAGAUGUAUUACUCAAUUAUUUCACAGAAUUUUAAUUUAAAUACCAUAAUUUACCAUAGUUUGUCCAGUUUAUUAAAACUGUUUUAUGGUUCACUUCCACUACUUAAAGCCGGAAGAUGGCAAGAGAUAGAUAUUAAAAAGAAUUGUCAAGUCAGAGCAGCAGGGGCUAAGACAUUCUGAGAAGUAAAGGUAAAGUCCCAAAAACAAAGAAUCCUAUAUUUCCCAUAAUUCAGCUCAAUUGUAUCUUUCAUUAGAUCCCUCCACCUCACCUGGAAAAUCCCCAUUUCCCUCAAACUCCACACUCCAUGUUUGAAAGUAAUAGUCUGAAAGCUCAAGUCUAAUUUGUUUGCACAGGCUGAGGAGUAAUCCCUGCAACAAGUACACUAAAGUUUAAAAUGGGUGGAAUGCUUCUUUAAACUUUAUCAACUGUGCCUCUGCCUCUUGUCGUCCACACCAAACACCUGACCAUCAGAGCGUUAAUAAAUUAGCUUAUCAGAUCUGUGGUAGACUGUGGGCCAGAGGUUGUGAAGUUGACGCAGUGUUUCAUUAAUAGUAAGAAAACUUUAAAUUGAAUAUUCCGGCAGCGUACUGGGACAGCAUAAUAAAACAUCCCUCAGGCUGUUUGAUAAGCAGGAAACUGUGGAGGAUGCUGUUUUCAAUCAAGCCACGGAGGGAACUGCCACCGAAGCACAGACACAUACCAGAUACAUCAGUCAAAGAAAUCUUAUUGAGUUGUAGCAGAGUAACACUGUUCUUGAGUGAAAUAAAAAAAAUAAAAAGGAAAAACACUUGGCUGACCUUUACGACGUGUUUCUACUUGGUUGCCGCUGGUAAGAAAUAAGAUGAUUUUCUCUUCAUUCUCCCUACAGAGCAUAUAUUGAUUUUGGGGCUUCUCUCACAGAACGUCUUCAUCAGGGUAAAGCUCUUUCCCUUUCUAUUGUGAGCACCACACACCGAAAGACAAACAAUAUGCUUUAUUUCCCAUCUAUAACAGUGUAGACUUACAGCUACAUAAGCUGAAUCAAAAGGCCAGAAUGGCGAACAAUGGUGAUUUUAAAAAAAAGAUAUCUUGUAUGGCAUUUUUCUAUGUUUGUUUUAUAUCCUUUUUUUAUUUAACUUGACAACAGAUGUUAAUAUUGUGGAGAUCAGUUUCACACUGAAAUAAAAUGACUUUGGCUGUUGCAUAGA
Molecule: messenger RNA, 4161 nt
Organism: Toxotes jaculatrix (banded archerfish)
Lineage: Eukaryota; Metazoa; Chordata; Actinopteri; Toxotidae
Gene: furinb
Product: furin (paired basic amino acid cleaving enzyme) b
Exons: 16
Coding region: 246-2768 (840 amino acids)
Biological process (GO): peptide hormone processing
Cellular component (GO): trans-Golgi network; Golgi membrane
Molecular function (GO): serine-type endopeptidase activity
Source: RefSeq, a predicted model, not a curated record